This is a messenger RNA of Gracilinanus agilis (Agile Gracile Mouse Opossum), 2731 nucleotides long. It is a transcript of the gene SH3RF3, whose product is annotated as SH3 domain containing ring finger 3. Lineage: Eukaryota; Metazoa; Chordata; Mammalia; Didelphimorphia; Didelphidae. The transcript is spliced from 10 exons. Gene Ontology annotation, molecular function: metal ion binding; protein binding. The record is from RefSeq and is a predicted model, not a curated record. Bases 1 to 2718 code for a protein of 905 amino acids.
AUGCUCCUAGGAGCGUCUUGGUUGUGCGCUUCCAAAGCCGCCGCAGCGCAGAGCGAAGGAGAAGAGGAAAGGCAAGGCGAGAGGAGGAGGAGGCGAGCAGCCGCUGCCGCCGCCGCAGCAGCAGCAGGAGGAGAAGAAAUGGACGAGUCCUCCUUGCUGGAUUUGCUGGAGUGCUCGGUGUGCUUGGAGCGUCUGGACACUACAGCCAAGGUGCUCCCGUGCCAGCACACCUUCUGCCGCCGCUGUCUGGAGAGUAUCGUCUGCUCUCGCCAUGAGCUGCGCUGCCCGGAGUGCCGCAUCCUGGUGGGCUGUGGGGUGGAUGAACUGCCCGCCAACAUCUUGCUAGUCAGGCUGCUGGACGGCAUCCGCCAGAGACCCCGAGGCAGCAGUGGGGGAGGCGGGAGCAGCAGCUGCAGCAGCAACGGGAAUAGCCCCACCGCCCGAGGUCAUGGUCCUACCCCAGCAGGAGGGAGUGGAGGAGUUGGAGGCAAUGCCCCAGGGUCUCCAGCCUAUCACCCAGCAGCCGCCGCCGCCGCAGCCGCCACUAUCUCCGGGGGCACCAGCGCGGCUGCCAGUCUAAGGGAACUGGCCGCCGCUAGCAGGAGCGCCCUACUGGGAAAGAAUAUUUCCCAACUUCCUUGUGGCAAAGCCCUCUAUAGCUAUGAGGGGAAAGAACCUGGUGAUCUCAAGUUUAACAAAGGAGACAUCAUCAUCCUGCGUCGAAAAGUGGAUGAGAACUGGUACCAUGGGGAGCUGAAUGGAAACCAUGGCUUCUUCCCUGCCAGCUAUAUUCAGUGCAUCAAGCCCUUACCACAAGCCCCACCCCAGGGCAAAGCACUUUAUGACUUUGAGAUAAAGGAUAAAGAUCAGGACAAGGACUGUUUAACUUUCACCAAGGAUGAAAUCUUGACUGUCAUCAGGAGAGUCGAUGAUAACUGGGCAGAAGGAAUGCUGGGAGAUAAGAUUGGAAUUUUCCCUCUCCUCUACGUGGAGCUCAACGAAUCCGCCAAACAGCUUAUUGAGAUGGACAAGACAUGCUUAGCUGCUGCAUCUGGCUGCGAUGUCUCCUUGCCAUCUGACACCAACAUGGCAGGCAAUCUGGCCCAGUGUUCUACCUUAAGCAGCUCGGGAGCAGUCAGUGCCAUUCAGCGGCGUAUCGAUGGCAAGAAGAAUGCCAAGAAACGCCACUCCUUCACUGCCCUCAGUAUGACGCACAAAUCCUCCCAGGCUAUGAGCAAUAGGCAUUCCAUGGAAAUUAGUGCACCUGUUUUGAUCAGCUCUAGUGAUCCCCGGGCUGCUACCAGAAUUGGAGAGUUGACUCACCUUUCAUCCAGUGCUCCAGCCCAGGACUCUUCUUCAGCUGGAUCUGCUACCAUGGCUGGGCCCCGACCAAGUGCAGUUGCUGGAGAACAAGGAACAUCCCCAAAGGUCCAGUUGCCCCUCAAUAUAUACCUAGCACUUUAUGCGUACAAGCCCCAGAAGAAUGACGAGCUGGAACUGCGCAAGGGAGAAAUGUACCGAGUCAUUGAGAAGUGUCAAGAUGGUUGGUUUAAGGGAACCUCACUGAGAACUGGGAUCUCUGGAGUCUUCCCAGGAAACUAUGUGACUCCUGUCUCCAGGGUCCCUAUAGGAGGAGCUGGACAGUCCCGGAAUAACAUACCUGGAGGAUCUCCACUGGCUAAAGGGAUGGCAGGAACUGCUCUUCCUGGAGGUGGGAGCCUAACCAACCCAGCCACUACUGUCAGACCCAUUGUUCCACUCACUGCACCUCAGACCCAUCCCCAGCACCAGGCGGCUUCUCCUCCCAUGAGCAAUUGUCUGAGGCAUUCAGCUCAACAAGCAGCCAGCCAGGCUCGAAGUGCCAUGCAGAUAGCUGCCCAUCCUUCUGCUCAGCCUCAAGACCGUCCCACUGCGACAGUGUCACCUCUACGUACCCAAAGCUCUCCAUCCCGCCUGCCAGCUACAGGGAUCAGGCCGCACACCAUUGUAUCUCCACAGCACCUCCACCAAUCCCCAAUUCAAGUCGUUUCAGGAGCCCAGUGCCCCAGGCCUGUCAUUCCUCUCACAUCAGCAGCAUCGGCCAUCACGCCUCCCAAUGUCAGCGCAGCCAACCUGAAUGGAGACAUGGGCGGUGGACCCAUUGGUGGCUUGAUGACUUCCAGCCCCACCAACACGGCUUGCAAAACAGAGGAGAAAAAGAAUGAAAAGAAAGAGAAGAAAAGUGGACUGUUGAAACUUCUAGCAGGAGCAUCUACCAAAAAGAAGUCCCGCUCGCCCCCAUCUGUGUCCCCAACUCAUGACCCCCAGGCGGCAGCUGCUGAGGGAGCUCUCCAGGGUGCUAUGGGGCCUGAAGUGUCAUUGCUGUCCGGCCAUGGGAGGGCUGGCUCCUGCCCCAUUGAAAGUGAGAUGCAAGGUGCCAUGGGGAUGGAACCACUGCACAGGAAGACUGGCUCUUUGGAUCUGAACUUCUCCAUUUCUUCGCCAGUCAGGCAGCCUCCUCCUUCUAUGGCAGCCAUCCGUCCAGAACCCAAACCAUUGCCCCGAGAAAGGUACCGAGUCGUGGUCUCCUACCCUCCACAGAGCGAGGCCGAGAUUGAGCUGAAAGAAGGAGACAUUGUGUUCGUGCACAAGAAGAGAGAGGAUGGCUGGUACAAAGGGACACUGCAGAGGAAUGGGAGGACUGGCCUCUUCCCCGGAAGCUUUGUUGAAAGUUUCUGAUGAGGACUGGCUG